AUGACCGUCACCUACACGAACAAGGUGGCUAAUGCCCGCCUUGGCUCCUUCACCCGUCUGCUGCUGUGCUGGCGGGGCAGCAUCUACAAGCUGCUGUACGGCGAGUUCUCCAUCUUCAUCAUCUGCUAUUACACCAUUCGCUUCAUUUACAGGAGGGUCCUCAAGGAGAGCCAUCAGACAAUGUUUGAGAAGCUGAGCCUGUAUUGCGAAGGCUACAUCCAACUCAUCCCCAUCUCCUUCGUACUGGGCUUCUACGUGACUUUGGUGGUGACCCGCUGGUGGAACCAGUAUGAGAAUUUGCCGUGGCCGGACCGUCUCAUGAGCCUGGUGUCCAGCUACGUGGAGGGCAAGGACGAGCAAGGCCGGCUGCUGAGGCGCACGCUCAUCCGCUACGCCAACCUGGGAGUCUUGCUCAUCCUGCGCAGCGUCAGCCACGCUGUGUACAAGCGCUUUCCCACCUCCAAACACCUGCUGGAUGCAGGCUUUGUGACUCCCUCGGAAUACAAGUAUUUACAGACACUGACCUUACCACACAACAUCUUCUGGGUGCCCUGGGUGUGGUUUUCCAACCUGGCGAAGGAGAUCUGGCUAGAAGGUCGAAUCCGGGACCCUGUUCUACUCCAGGGCCUGAUAGACGAGAUGAGCUUCUUGCGGACUCAGUGUGGACACCUGUUUGCCUAUGACUGGAUCAGUGUCCCGCUGGUAUACACCCAGGUGGUGACCGUGGCCGUGUACAGCUUCUUCCUGGCUUGCCUGCUGGGCCGGCAGUUUCUGAUUCCAGUCAAGGGCUAUCCUGGCCACGAGCUGGACCUCUUUGUGCCUUUGUUCACGUUCCUACAGUUCUUCUUCUAUGUUGGCUGGCUGAAGGUGGCAGAGCAGCUCAUCAACCCUUUUGGCGAGGAUGAUGAUGACUUUGAGGUCAACUGGAUUGUUGACAGGAACUUGCAGGUGUCCCUGGUUUCUGUGGACAACAUGCACCAGAACGUGCCUAUGUUGGAGCGGGACAUAUACUGGAACGACCCGGAACCACAACCCCCCUACACAGUGGCUUCCUUCCACUCCCGGAGAUCUUCCUUUAUGGGCUCCACCUUCAACAUCAGUCUGCAGAAAAGAGAGAUGGAAUUCCAGCCAAUUCCAGAGGAAGAAAAUGACAGUCUCCUGGAGCAGCAGCCCUAUCCCUAUGACUUCUGUCAUCCGAGGAGGGUCCUAGAUACCACCAAACCGCUGUGCCCCAGGAAGAAGUGCUCUCUCUGGGGCCAGCCCAAGAACACCGAGCAGAGUGCCAGGGACUGGGAGGGCAGCAACCCCUGGAAAACUCUGGCACCAGAGACCUUCAAGGUGGCGCCGCUGAUCAUGGGGACAGACCUCAUAGCCCCUCAGACCCCUCCUGGCCACACUCAUGGGUUCUGCCUCCCAGAACAUUCAGAGUCCUCGGGGCCUUGUGGUGUCACAAGCAUGGAUGCCCAAACUUCUGGGACUAACAGCAGUUUAGAGUUGUCCCCUCAAACCAGUGGGGCCUUGAUUGAGUACCCAGAAACAAGGAGGAAAACUGUCGAGUUUAACAUGACUGACAUGCAAAACGUCCCUGAAAGUCAUCCCAGAGAACAGAAUCUGGAACUUUCCGGGAGCAGGAUACACUCCAGACUCAAAGAUCAAAGGAAUCCUUAA
Molecule: messenger RNA, 1668 nt
Organism: Ochotona curzoniae (black-lipped pika)
Lineage: Eukaryota; Metazoa; Chordata; Mammalia; Lagomorpha; Ochotonidae
Gene: BEST1
Product: bestrophin 1
Exons: 9
Coding region: 1-1668 (555 amino acids)
Molecular function (GO): chloride channel activity
Source: RefSeq, a predicted model, not a curated record